UUUUAGUAGUAGGUAGGAACAUGUCAUAUUAGUUGUCAUAAAAUCUAAAAUGGAAACGACAAUUUUCACAAAUAUUUCUUAUAAUUAUCCCAAUCAUACUCACGAGGCUCAUUUUGCCAGAAAAGAAAAAUUGUGUUGGGUUCUAGUGGCUUUGGUUGCUGUCUUACCGAUGAUAUUAUUGGCUUUGAGGAUUUGUAAAAAAAUUUCAGAGUAUAGAGAAUCUCGUAGACAAUGUCGUAAUGGUUCUAGUGAUACUAACCUAGAAGUUUCAGACCCCAGCUUUAUUUAUACCAUUCCAGUCAAGCAAGAUUACGUUAAUUUGGCGCCGCCAUGUUAUUCCUUAACGCCUCCAACUCCAACCUAUGAACUACCACCUCCGUACUCACCAACCAUAAGAUGACAUUUAUUCGUAUAAUAUAAUUAGAAGUUCCAAGCUUGUCGGUCUAAGGAGUUAGAUCAGGGAGACUUUUGAGACGCUUCCAGAAGAAGAUUUCCUAACCAAUUUGGCACUCGAUAUUCACAUAAGCUGGAAGGCACCGUGAACCGCGGACUACGGCCAAUUUCCAAUAUAAAUUAGAAUGGCGAACCGCCUUUUCAUCACCACCAGUAAAACCAUGUGGAGGAAUACCUUGGUUGCUGAGAGGACCUUGGAGGAUUCUCCAAACAGGCUGUAUUGGAUACAGGGGUACAGAGAACCGUCAGAUCCUGUCGCACAAAUCCCACAAUAGUGGAUAAUCGUCUCCAAUUUGAGCAGUUCAGCCCUUAUGUGCGAUCUCUCGAUUCAAAACCACCUGGUCCCCUUGUCGUUUUCUACCAGACUCCUCUGUCACACGUCCACCGCACCCAACAACAAGGACUUGGCGUAGAAAAGCGCGCCUUGUUUAAAAAUAAGUGUAAGUAGCACAAGACAAACUUCCCUUCAAGAAACAACCAAUAAUCACAUCUUGUCCCCUUAUUAGAUACUUCGGAUUAGUUCGAAUCAAUAUAGAUCUCACAUGAAAACACGGCCACAGAAUCCAUAAAAUCUCUGAAUUUUCCAAAUGAUGGAAAUAUGACGCAUUGACGCCAUCUACCAACACAAUCAAAUGUUCAACAUAGUACCGUGCAAUAUUCUAUAGAUAGUACCGGCGGCGAGAACUAUUGGUGGACCCAAAAAUUACCGAAAAAUGGUCGGAGUCGAUUCCAAGCGUUUUAGCAACAAAAUAUUUAAUUAUCAACAACCGCUGUUGCUACGAUGCAAAGUACCAUGAAAGGUACCCGAAACAUGGGCGCAUAUCGACCAAAAUCGCGGUUGCUGCGGAAGAACAAUGCCGUACCAGAGAAUAUAAUCAUAUGAAGAGCUUAAUAAUAACAAAAUAUGCCUGAAAUUGUCACAAGGAAAUUUAUGAACAUAAUAAGGCCAGUGCAGUGAUAUUUACUUCGGAUUUGCGCUUCGGUUUCGUUAAUUCCUCGAUGAUUUGUUUUUCCUUGAUGGUAUAGGCCUGGAUUAUUUCACUUUGUCUUUCUUUGCUAUUGACAUCUUCUAGGAAAAAGUUACAUUUGAUAAAGUCGAAUGCAAAAUUUUUCAAAGUUUUUUUAAGGAUGUUGUAUAGAGGAACAUAAAGAUCUUCAUCCCUAAAAAAUAUUACAUAGGUAAGCUUCCUUCUAAGUUAUUCUUGCUUACUUGGACAUGUAGCCUGGAUUUGUUAAGGAAAGCUACUUCUCUUAUUGGCUUUGCUGGAUUAUAUUCAACAGACUUGAGCACAAUUUGGUUAUUGUAUUAGUUAAGGGCUCUUUCGCUAAUUGGAAUGCCGAGUAUAGGUUCUUCCUGAGCAAUGUGUCUAGUUUCGUUAUCUUCUUCCGUAUCGGCUUGUGUGUGUUCUAGAUUAUCUAGUAUUUCACUGAUGACCUUUUGUAUCUUCGCUUGGGAAGCGGGUUUCUCUAGAACUUCGUCUAUGUUGAAGAUUGAUUCUGCAUUGUUGUACAAAGAUGCGUUAUCUUCGUCUUGUGGUGGUUGGGCUAUUUCUUUGAUAUGAAUUUCGACUCUGGACAGAGCAUCUGCAUUAGUGUUUGAUUUUCCCUUCUUAUAGAUUAUCUCAUAAUCAAAUUCCUCCAGCUUUAAGCGCCAUCUAACUAUUUUGGAACUAUUGUCUUUCAUGGAAAAAGCCAUUGGAGAGAACGGUGAUCUAAAAGUAUCUUGAACUUUCUCCCAAAAAAGUAAGGUCUGAAUUACUUGGUGGCCCCGAUUAUGGCUAACAUUUCCUUUUCAAUGGUGGAAUAUUUCAACUAGGUUCCGUUGAGUGUCCUGGACGCGUAUGCAAUGGACUAAUCGCUACCGAUUGGUCCUUAGAAUAGUAUAACUCCAAUUGCAUCAGUAGUUAGAUUAAAAGACUUGCUAAAGUCUGGAUAUUGCAGAAGAGGUCGAUUUGUCAGUAAAGUUCUAAUGCAGUUCAAAAAUUCUGGUUUCAGUUCUAUUUUAGCAACCUUUUUGAGGCAGGAAGUUAGAGGUUUAGUAAUUUUUGCGAAUUCCUUGAUAAACUUCCUGUGAUAUCCAAGGAGGCCUAGAAAUCCUCGGAUUUCCUUCUUGGUUCGCGGUAUUGGAUAGUCAAGUAUGGCUUUAAUUUUAGCCGGAUUUGGUUUUAUUUCUUCUGGUGUUACAAUUUGUCCAAGAAAGGCCAACUAUAUUUUUUUAGGAACUUGCAUUUGUCCAUUUGAACUUUAAAUCCUGUUUCUCUGAGACGUUGGAAGAUUUUUGAAAGAUAAACCAGAUGCUCUUGAAGUGUGCUGAACACAAUGAUAUUGUCCAUGUACACUAAGCAAUUUUCUCCUUGAAGGCCUUUCAAGACGUUAUCCAUUAUCCUCUGGAACAUAGCUGGAGCGUUUUUUAGGCCAAACGGCAUCCGGACAUACUCGUAAUAGCCAUUUUCGAUAAUUGAAACCAGCUUUCGAUUUGGUGAAAAUAACUUGCCAGAUCCAAGAUCGUGAAGUACUGACAUCUACGUCGAUAGUUUUCUCGUUCACUUUCCUAGUCCACUACUAUCCGUCAUUUUAUUUUUCCGGAGGCGUCUGGUUUUUUUGGAACUAUCCAUAUCGAAGAAGACCAAAGUGACUGGCUUGGUCUGAUAAUUCCUUGAUCCAACAUGGAAGAUAUCUGAUUUUUCAGUUCCUCUUUAUGGAUAUUGUAGAUUUCUAUAUGACUUGAGGUACACUGGAAUAUCAUCUUUUGUUUUAAUAUGGUGUUUGAUCUGGUUUGCAAGGAUAAUAGAAAAUGUCUACAUACUUCCUACAUAAAUUUUGUAUUGCUUUUUCUUCCUCUGAAUUUAGGUGAUUAGUUCUGAUUUCUGGAAUCUUGCCAGCCAUGCGCUAACGGAGAUUCUUGAGAAAUUAGAUACGUGGUGUAGAUAUGAAACUUAUUAAGGUCCAACUGCGUGCUGAUGACUGGAGUUGUCAGCGCUAUCUGAAGUUCUUCGUCGAUUGUGUUGACAAUGUCAGUCCAAGCGAGUUGAUUUCAAGCAGAUGUGAGUGUUUCGUUAAUUUGUGCGCCCUGGAAGUUCUUGUUUUGAUAGAAGGAUCGUACCCUGAGGUUCUUUUACCGGAAGCCGUACUCGGGAAACAGUGUUGAAUGGAUGGAAUAGAAUUGGAUUUUGAUUCUUUCGUAAUAUUCAAUUGGGAGAGUGGCGUUUUUUGUGACAAGCAAUGACUCUGGUAGGUCCAAUUUGGCCUGGAGUAGCUUGAGGUUAUCGAGUCCAAUGUUUGGUGGAACUUGAAAAGGUAGAAUUUUGCGUUUUCAUUCGAGUUGAAUUCUGGAAACCAAUAGUCCAAGAGCCCAGAGCCGCCAGACACAACUUAUUUUCUAAAGGACAGAAUAUGUGGGAUUGUGUAGCACUUAUAUGUACUAUGAACGUAUGGAUACCCGCUAAGUUGGGUAGACGGCCAAUUUACCAACAUCAGGUGCGAAAGCUGAAGAAAGCUUUAACUUUUGUUCUAACCCUUGAUUUUUAUAUAUGGUAUUGGGGAGACCAUUUCAUAACUACGUGUGCUCAGCCAGACCAAUCGCACCGGCCAAACAUCCCCCCAGACGCAAAAUAAUUUUUCCGGGAGUGUAAGCGCGAGGGUACUAUGCAUGCGUUUGAGAGUGAGCGAGAUAUCAAUGUCAACUGAUUUCCCACUCUUAAACUUACAGUCUACUCUAGGCUAGAGUAGAAAUGGGAUUAGGUUUUUCCCAUGAGAGAAAAAACCGUUAUUUACAAAUAACAGUGAAUUGGCCGUCUACCCAACUUAGCGAAUAUACAUACGUUCAUAGUACCUAUAAGUGCUACUCAAUCCCAC
Ceutorhynchus assimilis (cabbage seed weevil) is the source of this 4308-nucleotide messenger RNA. NCBI's taxonomy places the organism in Eukaryota, Metazoa, Arthropoda, Insecta, Coleoptera, Curculionidae. The record is from the annotation of a GenBank genome assembly.